This is a messenger RNA of Dryobates pubescens (Downy woodpecker), 3428 nucleotides long. RefSeq names its product glucocorticoid modulatory element binding protein 1 (gene GMEB1). The transcript has 10 exons. Gene Ontology annotation, molecular function: DNA-binding transcription activator activity, RNA polymerase II-specific; RNA polymerase II cis-regulatory region sequence-specific DNA binding. The record is from RefSeq and is a predicted model, not a curated record. Gene Ontology annotation, biological process: positive regulation of transcription by RNA polymerase II. Lineage: Eukaryota; Metazoa; Chordata; Aves; Piciformes; Picidae. The coding region runs from base 474 to 2165 and encodes 563 amino acids. Gene Ontology annotation, cellular component: nucleus.
GGCGGCGGUGGCCUCUGACCCUUCGGCUUCGUGUGUCUCCCGAGCCGCGCUCGGCGCUGCCUGCCGCGGGGAUCGCUCUCUCCCGGAGGCCUAGCGAGGGACAGCGGCUCCCACCGGGUCCUCGGGGUUCCUGGGGUUGAGGGGAGACCCUCCGGGGGUCCCACCGGCCCCUCACCCUGCUCCGAUCAGCAGCCUGGGCUCCGGUGCGCCCGGACCCGGUCACUGUUGGGGUUCCUCCAUCCACCCGUGCCGGAAAUCCUGAGGAAGCCGCGGUCCUGCCAUCCCACGGUCGGGUCCUGGGGGAGCGGCACCGGGGAGCGCUGCCCCAGGCCGGCUCUGGCCUGCCCGGGGUGUCAGAAGCCCUGAGCAGUGCAGAACACGGCCGAGGCAGCGGUGCAGCCGCGGCACAGACCUGCCUCCUCGUUGCCCUCUGCAGCACCGCGGCACGGCCGGCGCCGGGCUUCAUGUGAGAGAUGGCGAACGCCGAGGUGAGCGUCCCUGUGGGCGAUGUGGUGGUUGUACCAAGUGACGGCAAUGAAGGGGAGAACCCGGAGGAUACCAAAACCCAAGUGAUCUUGCAGCUCCAGCCGGUGCAGCAGGGGAUUUACCAGGAGGGCUCGGAGGCCGGGGCUGCUGUGGUGGCUGUUGAGGCCCACACCCUGCACAAGCUGGAGGAAGGGCUGGACCCCAGCACCAUUGAAACGAACGAGGAGAUCGAGAUCGCCUAUCCCAUCACCUGUGGGGAGAGCAAAGCCAUCCUGCUCUGGAAGAAGUUUGUCUGUCCAGGAAUUAAUGUCAAGUGUGUAAAGUUCAAUGACCAACUGAUCAGCCCCAAGCAUUUUGUUCACCUGGCUGGGAAGUCUACCCUGAAGGACUGGAAGAGAGCCAUUCGCCUGGGAGGAAUCAUGCUGAGGAAGAUGAUGGACUCAGGGCAAAUCGACUUCUACCAGCACGACAAGGUCUGCACCAACACCUGCAGAAGCACCAAGUUUGAUCUCCUCAUCAGCAGUGCCAGGGCACCGGUGCCAGGCCAGCAGAGCGUGGUGCAGACUCCUACAUCUGCUGACGGGAGCAUCACCCAGAUCGCACUGUCAGAGGAGAGCAUGGAGGAGGGCAUCGAGUGGAACUCGGCCCUGACGGCUGCGGUCACCAUGGCCACUGAGGAGGGCAUGAAGAAGGACACAGAGGAGAUCUCAGAGGACACACUGAUGUUCUGGAAAGGAAUAGCUGAUGUGGGGCUGAUGGAAGAGGUGGUGUGCAACAUCCAGAAGGAGAUUGAAGAGGUCCUAAGAGGUGUCCAGCAGAGGCUGGGUCAGUCUCCUUUCCAGAUGACAGAUGCUGCAGUCUUGAACAACGUUGCCCACACUUUUGGCCUGAUGGAUACAGUCAAGAAGGUUCUGGACAACAGGAAAAACCAGACAGAGCAAGGAGAGGAGCAGUUUCUUUACACACUGGCAGACCUGGAGCGGCAGCUGGAAGAGCAGAAGAAACUGGCCAAGGACCAGAAGGCAAAGUCCCAAACCAUCCAGAAUGUGGUGCUGAUGCCAGUCAGCACCCCCAAGCCCCCCAAGCGCCCCCGCCUGCAGCGCCCAGCCUCCGCCACCGUCCUCAGCCCCUCCACCCCCAUCCAGCAGCCGCAGUUCACUGUCAUCUCCCCCAUCGCCAUCGCCCCUGUCGGGCAGCAGUUCUCUGUGGGCAACAUCCCCGUGGCAACCAUUAGCCAGGGCUCCAGCCCAGUGACUGUUCACACCUUGCCCUCUGGCUCCCAGCUGUUCCGGUAUGCCACGGUGGUGUCCUCCUCCAAGACCAGCUCCUCCGACACCGUCACCCUGCACCCGUCCUCCAGCCUGGCACUGCUGAGCUCGGCAGCCAUGCAGGACAGCGGUGCCCUGGCAAAUGUGGCCACCGUGGUCAACCCUGUGGAACUGGUGGCCAUGGAGUCUGGCCUGACUUCCACCAUCCAGGCUGUGGAGGGCACCUCAGAGGAUGGGCAGACCAUCAUCGAGAUCGACCCUGCGCCGGACCCCGAAGUGGACACGGACGAGGCAGAGGGCAAAGCUGUGAUCCUGGAGACAGAGCUGAGGACUGAGGAGAAAGUGGUGGGGGAUGUGGAGGACCAUCAGCACCAGGUCCAUAACGUGGAGAUUGUGGUCUUGGAGGACUAGUGGAGAAGGCAAGCAGCGGUUUGGGGAAGAGUUGGGAAAUUACUUUAUUUUGGGCUUUUUUGUUCAGCAUCUUUUCCAGCCCCCCCUUUGUGCCCUGGGAUAUUCUCAUCGGACUGCACGGAACGGAGAGAGAAUUUGGGGUUUUGAACAAACAAAGCUGGAGAAACGUGGGAGACCUGGAAAAGGCUCCAGCUCUGUGGAGCAUUGAACAAUACCACCUGUUGGCAGGGGCAUGGAGAUUGGAUCUCUUCUAACAGCUGGGAGGAACUGGAGGAGGGCUCCCAGCAUGAGUCCUCGCGGUGCUUCUGCUCCUGCCUUCCCUGGCCCCCCAUUGCUGAUUUCAGAGGGACAGUCAGCAGUGGCUGGAGCCUUGGUGUCACUGUGGGAGGGUGAUGGCUUGGGGUGGAACAGGUACCUCACUUGUGUUGUUUUCCUCCAGGGAGGGGCUUCUGUCAGACUCUCCACUGUCACCUCAACCAGGAUUUUUUAAUGCUGAUUAUUCUAGUUUUGGGGAAGGCAGCAGUAACCCUGUCCUUACUGUGUCUGUUCUCCCACACAGAUUUGGUUUAUAUCUUUUUUUUAUUAUUAUUAUGAUUUGUUUGCUCUCAGCCUUCCCAGAUUUCCCAGCUGCAAAGCCCUGGAACUCCUCUGCCCAGUCUCAGGGUCAUGCUAUCCCAAUCCCACUUCUGCCCGUGGCACUUUUCCCCCAUCCCCUUCCCCGCCCGGCCGGGCUCGGUGCUGCAGCCUGGGCUUGGAGCCUCCGAGGUCGCGUCCAAGCCUUUUGCUUAAAGGCAAAAUCUCCCCUGGAGCUGCAGCUCCAGCAGCUGCCCCGGGGCUGGGCACCGUGGGGCUGCACAGAGCAUGUUGUGCUGCUGCUGUCCGGGAGAGCUGUGCUCCGGAUCGGGGCAGCUCCUGUUUACACGGUGUGCUGGGGCUGCUCCCUGCUUGUUGCUACUUGUUUGGUGGUUUAAGUUUUGCAAUUUUGGUUUAUUUCUUCUUUCUUCCUGUAAUCUCUUGGCAGGAUUAGAGUUGGCACGUUGAUGAAAUGCCUGCCCCGUUGUUUGCUGCCUUUCCCUCUUUUUGGUUUGGUGUGGUUCGUGCCCUGUGGCUGGGAGUCCCUUGGGUUUGGCCACGGUGGGAAGACAGCAGGGGGGAAGCAGCAGGGGCCGUUAGAGGUUUGGGAGGGCUGCUUGGCUGGAAAUAUUAAGCAAAACAACGGCAAAGGAAACACACCUGGGGAGGAUGGAUGGGGAGGGGGACAGA